CUUCCAUACCCUGAUGAUGUUUCUGACCUCCUUCCAAGAUUCUGAUCAUGCAAAUAGGUAUUUCACAAUUGAGGCAGGAACUCUUGACAAUAUAUAAGGCAAGUGGCUGGACAGACACCAGAAAGUCACUUCUUUUGCCUCCAUCUGACUGCCCUUAGCCUUGUCAGCAGCAUGAGAGUGACAGCCUUUGUCCUACUCUUGACCCUGGCACUUAUUGAAGUAGAAUGUGCGGGACAAGGUCAAGAGAUUGAUUGUAGUCCGUUUACAAAAUUACCACCGGAGGAGAGACUGUGUUAUAUAAUAAGACCAGUUUGUGGAUCUGAUGACAGAACUUAUAUCAAUGAUUGCUUCUUUUGUUUUAAAAUGGAGAAACAGACAACAAACUUAAAUUUGUACAUUUUGGGGAAUGUUGAAUCUAUCAUGUGAUUCUAUUCACAAGAGGCACAUUUCUUCUCCCAUAUAAUCUUGCCACCAUCAUCUUGAUUUCUUUGUAGAAUUGUAGAACAACGUGUACCUAAGUGAAAUAAA
Pipistrellus kuhlii (Kuhl's pipistrelle) is the source of this 528-nucleotide messenger RNA. RefSeq names its product serine peptidase inhibitor Kazal type 9 (gene SPINK9). The record is from RefSeq and is a predicted model, not a curated record. Lineage: Eukaryota; Metazoa; Chordata; Mammalia; Chiroptera; Vespertilionidae. Gene Ontology annotation, molecular function: protein binding.